GUCUGUGUGUGUGUCUCUGUGUGUCUGUGUGUGUGCACGCGCGUCUCUGUGUGUCUGUGUCUUCUUGUUCACUGUUUUUGUGUGCUUGUCCCUUCAGGACCACGGCUGGACAUGGACCCCGACAUCGUGGCCGCACUCGACGAAGACUUCGACUACGACGACCCCGACAACCUCCUGGACGACGACUUCAUCGCCAAGGCAACCACUGCGAGCGGCGCCGCCGACAUCGAAGAUGAUGAUGGUGAUGAUGAUGAUGAUGAAGAGUGGGAGGACACCGACUCCGAUGGCGACUUUGACUCCGAAGGCGGGUUUUCGGGUGACGAGGACGCGGAAGGCCGCGGCCCAGAGUCUCUCUUCAUGGACGAGGAGACGAAGAGUCGGUUCACGGAGUACUCGAUGACGUCGUCCGUGAUGCGGAGGAACGAGCAGCUCACCCUGCUCGACGACCGCUUCGAAAAGUUUUUUGAGCAGUUUGAUGACGAUGAGAUCGGCGCCCUGGACAACGCGGAGCUGGAGGGCUUCAUCCAGCCGGACAGCGCUCGCCUGGAAGAAGUCAUCAAGGACUACUUCAUACAGAAAGAGAGAGAAUACCUGAGGCCGGAUGACUUGGGUCCAAAAGAACUUCCUGUCCUGAAGGAGGAAGAUGAAGAUGAUGAGGAGGAGGAGGAAGAAGAGAUGGAAACUGUUGUUAUCAGAGCUCCAGAAGAGAAGUGGGACUGUGAAACCAUCAUCAGUACAUAUUCCAACAUAUAUAACGGACCCAAGAUCAUUCAGGAACCACCGUCGAUGAAGCCGAUCCGUGUGUCCAGUAAGACGGGCAUCCCUCUGGACGUCCUUCCUGCCAAAGGCCCGACCGCCAAGCAGGCGGAGCGCAUGACCCGGAUCAACGACUCGGACCUGCCCCGGGUCUCCACCCAGCUCCGCGACAAGGAGGAGAGCAAAGAGGAGAGGAGGGCCAGGAAACAGGCCAUCAAGGAGGAACGCAAGGAGCGGCGAGUGGAGAAGAAGGCCAACAAGAUGGCGUUCAAGGAAGAAAAGGUCCGACAGGAGAAGCAGAUGUUGAACCUGAGAACGAACGUUCAAGGCCUGAAGCUUUAGCUGCAAACUGCCCGCACAGACUGUUUACCCGUGGGGGGGCGGACACGCAUCCGCUC
This is a messenger RNA of Etheostoma cragini (Arkansas darter), 1154 nucleotides long. RefSeq names its product LTV1 ribosome biogenesis factor (gene ltv1). The record is from RefSeq and is a predicted model, not a curated record. Gene Ontology annotation, biological process: ribosomal small subunit export from nucleus; ribosomal small subunit biogenesis. NCBI's taxonomy places the organism in Eukaryota, Metazoa, Chordata, Actinopteri, Perciformes, Percidae. Gene Ontology annotation, cellular component: preribosome, small subunit precursor; nucleus; cytosol. The coding region runs from base 112 to 1098 and encodes 328 amino acids. The transcript is spliced from 7 exons.